Scophthalmus maximus (turbot) is the source of this 7020-nucleotide messenger RNA. It is a transcript of the gene chd1, whose product is annotated as chromodomain helicase DNA binding protein 1. The coding region runs from base 503 to 5902 and encodes 1799 amino acids. Gene Ontology annotation, molecular function: ATP hydrolysis activity; ATP binding; histone binding. Lineage: Eukaryota; Metazoa; Chordata; Actinopteri; Pleuronectiformes; Scophthalmidae. The record is from RefSeq and is a predicted model, not a curated record. Gene Ontology annotation, biological process: regulation of transcription by RNA polymerase II; nucleosome organization. The transcript has 36 exons. Gene Ontology annotation, cellular component: nucleus; chromatin.
GUGUUGAUUCGAGCACGAGCCGCUGCCAGAUGUUCGCCGCUGUAGUGAGAAGCGCCGGCGUGACGUCACUGCCCGGGGUUUCCUAGUGAAGUGAACCCUACGGCGUCAUGGCGGAGGCCGGUUGUCGGAAGACCCUGGUUUGAAAUGCCAGCUUUCUACAAUCGCAGUUGACCGUCGAGCGCUGCACUUCGCUAACACCUGAAACAGGGAAGGGGACCGACCUUGUUUUCUUUUGGAGGGAGAGAAAAACACCGCUGAGGCAGUUUGACCGAACUGAGUCGUCCGGGCUGCUCUCCCGUACUGGGGGAUAGCUAGCUAGCUAGCUAGCGUUCGGUAGCGUUAGCUGCCAACAGCUGCUAGCUCACUACUUCAAUAAAGGAAGAAAGGAGCUCUGAAGUGGACGGCGGGUCUGGACCACGACUCCACCGGAGUUCCCCAGUUUAACCACGUCGGACAGAAGACUACAGGUUGUCAGGGGGAAGUCUAUAUUUUGGACUUCAACAUGGCUGGACGCAGUGAGGAUGAGAGUGUAAGCAACAGCAGUGGAGAAUCAAGUAAUUCUGAUGAUGAAUCUGGUUCUGGAUCGGGAUCCGCAUCAGGGUCCGGCUCAGGCUCCAGUUCCAGCUCCUCCAGCAGCAGCAGCCAAUCAGGAAGCAGUGACUCAGGAAGUGGUUCAGACUCUGGCAGCCAGUCAGACUCUGACACAGAGAAAUCCAAGGAGAAGAUGGAACCACCAAAUAAGUCAAACAUUGAUGGAGCUGAGUUCUGGAAGUCCAAUCCCAGUAUUCUAGCGGUGCAGAGGUCCGCAAUGCUCCGGAAACAGCAGCUUCAACAGCAGCAGCAGCAAUUGCAGCAAAGACAAAGCUCCUCAAACAGUGGAUCUGAUGAGGACUCAUCAAGCGAUGACUCUGAUUCAUCAAGUGGAUCCAAAAGGAGAAGAAAUUCAGGUUCCUCUGACUCUGGAUCAGGUUCUGGUUCUGGGAGUGGUUCUGGAUCAGCCUCAUCAGCAGAGGACAACAGCGACGAAACCGCGUCCGACUAUGAGCCAAGUCACAAAAUCAAAAGCAGAAAACCUCCAAACAAGAUGAAUUUUCGGAAUGGGAAGAAAAGCAGCACUCAGAAGAAGAAAAACAAGAAGUGCUCUUCUUCUGAUGAUGAGGACGAUCACUACAAGAAGGUGGCGUCUGCAGGACCACGGCGGCAGGCCACGGUCAACGUCAGCUACAAGGAGGAUGAGGAACUGAAGACGGACUCGGACGAUGUGGUGGAAGUUCUGGGUGAAGAUGUCCCACAGCCAGAGGAAGAUGAGUUUGAAACGCUGGAGAGAGUGAUGGAUUGCAGGAUAGGGAGGAAAAGAGCAACGGGGAGUGUGACCACCGUAUACGCUGUAGAAGCAGACGGGGACCCCAAUUCCAACUUCAAUCCCAACAAAGAGGCUGGUGAUGUCCAGUACUUGAUAAAGUGGAAGAACUGGGCCCACAUCCACAACACCUGGGAGACGGAGGACACGCUCAAGUUGCAGAAUGUCAAGGGCAUGAAAAAACUGGACAACUUCAAGAAGAAGGAACAGGAAAAAAGGAAAUGGUUGAAGGCAGCUUCACCAGAGGAUAUUGAAUAUUUCAACUGUCAGGAAGAAUUGAUUGAUGACCUGCACUCUCAGUACCAGUUGGUGGAGAGAAUCAUAGGCCAUUCAAACCAGAAGUCAGCAGCUGGUUACCCAGACUACCUGUGCAAGUGGCAGGGCUUACCGUACUCGGAGUGCAGCUGGGAAGACGGUUGUCUGAUUGGCAAAAAGUUCCAGAAAUGUAUCGAUGACUACAUGAGCAGAAACCAGUCCAAGUGUAUUCCAUUCAGGGACUGCAAGGUGCUCAAACAGAGACCCAGGUUUGUGCCCAUGAAGAAGCAGCCAUCUUACAUAGGAGGUGAUGGACUGGAGCUCCGAGAUUACCAGCUGGACAGUUUGAACUGGAUGGCUCACUCCUGGUGCAAAGGCAACAGUUGUAUCCUUGCUGAUGAGAUGGGUUUAGGGAAGACCAUCCAGACCAUCGGCUUCCUCAACUACAUGUUCAAUGAUCACCAGCUGUACGGGCCCUUCCUGCUGGUUGUGCCUCUCUCCACACUGACCUCCUGGCAGCGAGAGAUCCAGCUGUGGGCCCCUCAGAUGAACGUCGUGGUCUACCUGGGAGACAUCAGCAGUAGGAACAUGAUCAGGACACACGAGUGGAUGCAUGUCCAUAACAAGAGACUAAAGUUUAACAUCCUUCUCACGACAUACGAGAUUCUUCUCAAAGAUAAGUCAUUUUUGGGCAAUGUUAACUGGGCCUUCAUUGGUGUGGAUGAGGCGCACCGACUGAAGAACGAUGACUCCCUCCUCUAUAAGACCAUGAUGGACUUCAAGUCCAAUCACAGGCUUCUGAUCACAGGAACACCACUGCAGAACUCACUGAAGGAGCUGUGGUCCCUGCUGCACUUCAUCAUGCCCGAGAAGUUUCACUCCUGGGAGCUGUUUGAGGAGGAUCACGGUAAAGGAAGAGAUUCAGGCUACACCAGUCUGCACAAAGAACUGGAACCUUUUCUACUGCGCAGGGUCAAGAAGGACGUGGAGAAAUCCCUUCCUGCCAAAGUGGAGCAGAUCCUCCGAGUCGAGAUGAGCGCUAUCCAGAAACAGUAUUACAAAUGGAUCCUGACCAGGAACUACAAGGCUCUUAGUAAAGGUACCAAAGGCAGCACAUCGGGUUUCCUGAACAUCAUGAUGGAGCUGAAAAAGUGUUGUAACCACUGUUACCUUAUCAAGCCCCCGGAGGACAACGAGUUCCUCAACAGAGCCGAAGCCUUACAGCUACUAAUCCGCAGCAGUGGGAAACUUGUUUUGCUGGACAAACUAUUGGUGCGUUUGAAAGAGCGAGGCCACAGAGUUCUCAUUUUCUCCCAGAUGGUACGCAUGCUGGACAUCCUGGCUGAUUACCUGAGGAGCAGACAGUUCCUCUUCCAGAGAUUAGAUGGCUCCAUCAAAGGAGAGAUGAGGAAGCAGGCCUUGGACCACUUCAAUGCUGAGGGCUCAGAGGAUUUCUGCUUCUUGUUGUCGACGCGUGCGGGCGGUCUGGGUAUCAACCUGGCGUCGGCUGACACAGUAGUUAUCUUUGACUCCGAUUGGAACCCCCAGAACGAUCUGCAGGCUCAGGCCAGAGCCCACAGGAUCGGACAGAAGAGACAGGUGAAUAUCUACCGUCUGGUGACGAAGAGCUCCGUGGAGGAGGACAUCAUUGAGCGGGCGAAGAAGAAGAUGGUGCUGGACCACCUUGUUAUUCAGAGGAUGGACACCACAGGGAAAACUGUCCUCCACACUGGUGCUGCUCCCUCCAGCUCAGCACCGUUCAAUAAGGAGGAGCUCUCUGCCAUCUUGAAGUUCGGUGCAGAGGAGCUUUUCAAAGAGCCUGAGGGUGAAGAGCAGGAUCCCCAGGAAAUGGACAUUGACGAGAUCCUCAAAAGAGCGGAGACUAGGGAGAACGACCCCGGACCCUCCACUGUGGGAGAAGAACUGCUGUCUCAGUUCAAGGUCGCCAACUUCACCAUGAUGGAGGAUGAGGAAAUAGACAUUGAUUCUGAGCGUAGUCAUCGGAGCUGGGACGACAUCAUUCCAGAGGAGCAGAGGAGGAGGAUGGAGGAAGAGGAGAGACAGAAGGAGCUGGAGGAAAUCUACCUGCUGCCUCGUAUGAGGAAUUGUGCUAAACAGAUCAGCUUUAACGCUGGGGAGGGUCGGCAGAGCAGGAACAGGAGAUACUCGGGUUCGGACAGCGACUCCCCCUCAGACCGAAAGAGGCCAAAGAAACGAGGGCGGCCCAGGACCAUCCCGCGAGAAAACAUCAAGGGCUUCAAUGAUGCUGAGAUCCGGAGGUUUGUUAAGAGUUACAAAAAGUUUGGAGGACCACUGGAAAGGUUGGAUGCUAUUGCUCGUGAUGCUGAACUUGUAGAUAAAUCUGAACAUGACCUGAAGCGCUUGGCAGAGACGGUUCACAACGGCUGUGUGAGAACACUACGAGAAAAUCCCUGUGGACCAGACAAGACCUCAGGAGGCAGAAGAGGGAAGGUGAAAGGCCCAACAUUCAGGAUCUCUGGUGUCCAGGUUAAUGCCAAGCUUGUUAUAUCGCACGAGGAAGAGCUGGCUCCGCUCCACAAGGCCAUCCCUGCCGACCCCGAGGAGAGAAAGAAGUACAUGAUUCCCUGCCACUCGAAGGCAGCACACUUUGACAUUGAGUGGGGGAAGGAAGACGACUCCAGCCUCCUCAUAGGAAUCUAUGAGUACGGUUAUGGCAGCUGGGAGAUGAUCAAGAUGGACCCAGACCUUAAUCUCACACACAAGCUCCUACCAGACGACCCAGACAAGAAGCCACAGGCCAAACAGCUGCAGACCAGAGCGGACUACCUCAUUAAGCUCCUGAGCAAAGACCUCGCCAAGAGAGAAGCUCAGAAACAGGCCGGGACCGCCAAUUCACGGAAGAGGAAGCCAAGAAGUAAAAAAAGCAAAACUUUGAAGCCGACAAAGACGGACGAGGUGAUCAAGAGUCCGUCCUCAGAUCCCCCGUCAGACAAGAGGUCCGAUGAUGAGGAGGACGUGCAGGAGAAGAAGGAGAUGGCACCACUGAAGCCACCGAGCAGACGGAGCCGAGCAGACAGGGUGGUGGUAAAGGAGGAGGAAGAGGAGGAGGAUGACGACGACGAUGAGGAAGAGCCUGAGCAGGAGGAGGUUUCUUCAUCAGGGGAGAGGGAGGUCAAAGAAAAAGAGAUGAAAAAAGACGGCAAAAAGGAAAAGAAGGAGGAAAGUUAUGACAUAAAAGAAACAAAGGAGCCGAGAGAGAAAAAAGAAACCAAGGCUCUGGAAACGGUUACUAAACAAGAGGAGAGCAGCGACAAGAAUGAAGUGAAAGAUCGGACGAAGAAAGUCUCUGAUGUUCCGGUUCACAUCACAGCCAGUGGAGAGAAUGUUCCGAUAUCCGAGGAGUCUGAGGAGCUGGACCAGAGGACCUUCAGCGUGUGUAAAGAGCGGAUGCGGACGGUUAAGGCGGCCCUGAAGCAGCUGGACCGGCCGGAGAAAGGGCUGUCAGAGCGUGAGCAGCUGGAACACACACGACAGUGUCUCAUUAAGAUCGGGGACCACAUCACCGAGUGUCUGAAGGAAUAUUCAAAUCCUGAUCAGAUCAAACAGUGGAGAAAAAACCUUUGGAUAUUUGUUUCUAAAUUCACUGAGUUCGAUGCCAGAAAACUACAUAAACUGUACAAGCAUGCCAUCAAGAAGAGACAAGAGAACGCCCAGGCAAUGGAACAGAACACUAGAACUUCAAACACCCACAGCUAUAAACAUGCAGACGUCGACCGGCUGAAGGACAACGCUCACCAGGACGAGAGCAGCAGGGACAGCUACGGCUCCGACAGGCAUCAGGCCAUUGGUCGAUACCACGAGAGCAGCGGCAGCAAGGAGAGGCACAGUUCCGAGUCCCACAGGAAGACGGCAGGAGGGGAGUCGCGGAAAAGACCCUACUCCUCCUUCAGCAACGGAAAAGACCACCGAGACAGAGACCACUACAGACCAGACAGCAGGGACAGAGAGCGGCAGGACAGAUUCUACAGUGACGGUAAGCACAGGAAGCUGGAGGAGUUCCGCAGCAGUAGCAGAGACCACCGGCUGGACAUGAAGGAUUAUUCCCACUCUGACCAGCGCUCAUCCUAUCGCUACCACUCAGACUGGCAGACAGAGCAGCGAGCAUCAGCCAGCGGGCCCCGCUCCCCUCGAGACCAGCGCUCGCCCUACGACGCCCGGUCACCCAUGGGCCACCGCUCACCGUUCGACUACUCGUCGGACCACAAGAGCACGCCGGAGCAGAUCUGGAGCAGCCGCAAGACAUAACAGGAGCUGCCAGGUCUGCGAGUAGCAGCCAUAGACUCAGAAAUGCCUUACAGGGACUGUGGACCUCCGAAGCACUGUGUCUCAGUCAGUUCAGCAUGACUGUCAUCUCCUCUCCUGCUGGUCCGGACCCUGGGGGACAGACGCCAGGUAGCAGAUCAAAAUCAGAGCAUAUUUUUCUAUUUAAGAGUUUAAAGCUGCAUCGUUGUGUAGGUUCCACAGCAUGCAGCACUUUCUUUGUUAUUUUUAUACAUUUUUUUAAAUUCUGGAAAUGGACAUAAUUGCCCCUGAGUGCUGCCUCCCCCUCCCCGACACUGGAUCCUGUACCGGACCGUUCUGUUGGUACCAGACCGUUUUGUGUUGGUCCGUCUGCGUCAUACUUCAUCACCACCUGAAGUACCUCAUUUACAGCAACGUCUCUUUUGCUUAGUAGGUUGAUUUUUUUUCCACCAGGUGUGAAUUAUUUAAUAACAUAUCUCCGCUGUAAAAAAUAACUUUGAUUUUUUUCCUUUUUUUAUUGAGCAACUUGUAUCAUGUUUUAUUUCCUUCAGUAAUACCGUUGUAAAUAUCUGUAAAAUAGUAAAUCGGUGGUCUUUUUCCUCAGGCUUUUUGGAUUUAUUAUGACUCUACUUUUCCCCAUCAACUCAGGCUUUUUGUGGUUCUACUCUUGACUUUAUGUACAGUAGAUCCUUCCCUAUGAUGUUUUCAGAAUGUACGUUUUGGUAAAGGGAAAGUUCUUAAACAAUACUCAGUUUGAUUCACUAGUGCUUAGUUCUUUUGUCUCAGUGAAACCCGUGAGUUGGAAGGAACUGACUUUUGUAAUCAUGGUCUGAAGAAAGACACUCGUCUUUCAGUAUAAGCUCCGGUUAGAUCUUAAAUAAUCGUUUUACAUGAUUUAGUUUCAUUUUAUUUUCUGUGUAGGCAAUAAUAAUGUUUCUAUGCAGCCAAGUAUAUUUGUGGUGAACCACCAACUGAAUGAAGUCACUGUUACAGUUCACACUGUUGUACAUAAGUUUCCUCUAUUUCAAGAUGAAUUUACACUGAACGUGCAUGAAUUUUUAUGAACUGUUUUAUAUAGUUGUUUAUGAAGCCAUUAAAAUCAAUCAGUGUACUCACUCGUA